AUGGCAGAUGACACUUGCUCUGCUCACUUUGAUCUGUCAUCAUCCCAUGAUCCUGACAGAAACUCUGUGAAGAAAACUCUGUAUGGAUUGUUUCAUUACAGUCCCACGAUGCUUGGACUUGAAUCGCUUCCAGAUCCCACCGAUACCUGGGAAAUUAUAGAGACCAUAGGUAAAGGCACCUAUGGCAAGGUCUACAAGGUAGCUAACAAGAGAGAUGGGAGGCUGGCUGCGGUAAAAAUUCUGGAUCCAAUCAGUGAUAUGGAUGAAGAGAUUGAGGCAGAAUACAACAUUUUGCAGUUUCUUCCUAAUCAUCCCAAUGUUGUAAAGUUUUAUGGGAUGUUUUACAAAGCGGAUCACUGUGUGGGAGGACAGCUGUGGCUGGUUCUGGAGCUGUGUAACGGGGGUUCGGUCACUGAGCUUGUCAAAGGUCUCCUCAGGUGUGGCCAGCGGUUGGACGAAGCAGUGAUCUCAUACAUCUUAUACGGGGCUCUCUUGGGCCUUCAGCAUUUGCACAACAACCGAAUCAUCCACCGUGAUGUCAAGGGGAAUAACAUUCUUCUGACAACAGAAGGAGGAGUUAAGCUCGUUGACUUUGGCGUCUCAGCUCAACUUACCAGUACACGUCUACGGAGAAACACAUCUGUUGGCACCCCAUUCUGGAUGGCCCCGGAGGUCAUUGCUUGUGAGCAGCAAUAUGACUCUUCCUAUGACGCUCGCUGUGACGUCUGGUCCUUGGGGAUCACAGCUAUUGAACUGGGGGAUGGAGACCCUCCCCUCUUUGACAUGCAUCCGGUGAAAACACUCUUUAAGAUUCCAAGAAAUCCUCCACCUACUUUACUUUACCCAGAAAAAUGGUGUGAAGAAUUCAACCACUUUAUUUCACAGUGUCUUAUUAAGGAUUUUGAAAAGCGGCCUUCAGUCACGCAUCUCCUCGACCACCCAUUUAUUAAAGUAGCCCACGGGAAGGUUUUGUUUCUGCAAAAACAGCUGGCCAAGGUCCUCCAAGACCAGAAGCAUCUAAACCCUGUUGUUAAAACCAGGCAUGAAAGGAUGCAUACCAGAAGACCCUAUCGUGUGGAAGAUGCUGAAAAAUACUGCCUUGAGGAUGAUUUGGUUAAUCUAGAGGUUCUGGAUGAGGAUACAAUUAUUCAUCAGUUGCAGAAGCGUUAUGUGGACUUGCUGAUUUACACAUAUGUUGGAGACAUCUUAAUUGCGUUAAACCCCUUCCAGAAUCUAAGCAUAUACUCACCACAGUUUUCCAGACUUUAUCAUGGGGUGAAACGUGUCUCAAAUCCUCCCCACAUAUUUGCAUCAGCAGAUGCUGCUUAUCAAUGCAUGGUUACUUUCAGCAAAGACCAGUGCAUUGUCAUCAGCGGAGAAAGUGGCUCUGGGAAGACAGAAAGCGCCCACCUGAUUGUUCAGCAUUUGACUUUCUUGGGAAAGGCCAAUAAUCAGACCUUGAGAGAGAAAAUUCUGCAAGUCAACUCCCUGGUGGAAGCCUUUGGAAAUGCAUGCACUGCCAUCAAUGACAACUCCAGCCGUUUUGGAAAAUAUCUGGAAAUGAUGUUUACACCAACUGGAGCCGUGAUGGGGGCAAGAAUCUCUGAAUAUCUCCUUGAAAAAUCCAGAGUUAUAAAACAGGCAGAGGGAGAGAAAAAUUUUCACAUAUUUUACUAUAUUUAUGCUGGACUUUAUCACCAAAAGAAACUUUCUGAGUUCAGACUUCCUGAGGAAAAGCCUCCUAGGUACAUAGCUGGUGAAACUGGAAGGGUGAUGCAUGACAUAACUUCCAAGGAGUCUUACAGAAGACAGUUUGAAGCAAUUCAGCAUUGCUUCAGGAUUAUAGGGUUCACUCACAAGGAGGUACACUCAGUGUACAGAAUUUUGGCUGGAAUUUUGAAUAUUGGGAACAUUGAGUUUGCAGCUAUUUCCUCUCAACAUCAAACUGAUAAAAGUGAGGUCCCCAAUGCUGAAGCUUUGGAAAAUGCUGCCUGUGUUCUCUGCAUCAGCCCUCAAGAGCUCCAGGAGGCCCUCACCUCAUACUGUGUGGUAACCCGGGGCGAGACUAUCAUCCGCACCAACACCGUCGACAGGGCUGCAGACGUCCGAGAUGCCAUGUCCAAAGCCCUGUAUGGGAGGCUCUUCAGCUGGAUUGUAAAUCGCAUCAAUACACUCCUGCAGCCAGACAAAAACAUAUGUAGUGCAGAGGAUGGUUUGAAUGUGGGGAUCUUGGAUAUUUUUGGGUUCGAGAACUUUCAGAGAAAUUCAUUUGAGCAGCUCUGCAUAAACAUCGCCAAUGAGCAAAUCCAGUACUAUUUCAAUCAGCAUGUUUUUGCUCUUGAACAGAUGGAAUAUAAGAAUGAGGGCAUUGACGCUACACCCGUGGAGUAUGAGGACAAUCGCCCACUCUUGGAUAUGUUCCUCCAGAAACCCCUGGGACUGCUUGCACUUUUAGAUGAGGAAAGUCGGUUUCCCCGAGCAACUGAUCAGACGCUAGUUGAUAAGUUUGAAGAUAAUCUACGAUGCAAAUACUUUUGGAGGCCCAAAGGAGUGGAGCUGUGCUUUGGCAUUCAUCACUAUGCUGGAAAGGUAUUAUAUGAUGCUUCUGGGGUUCUUGAGAAAAACAGAGACACUCUCCCUGCCGAUGUGGUUGUAGUCCUGAGAACGUCGAAAAACAAGUUGCUUCAGCAACUCUUCUCAAUCCCUUUGACCAAAACAGGUAACUUGGCCCAAACAAGAGCCAGGAUAACAGCAGCCUCAAGAUCUUUGCCUCCACAUUUCAGUGCUGGGAGAGCCAAGGUGGACACUCUGGAGGUGAUACGGCAUCCAGAAGAAACGACCAACAUGAAGAGGCAGACCAUGGCUUCUUACUUCCGGUAUUCUUUGAUGGAUCUACUCUCCAAAAUGGUGGUUGGACAGCCCCACUUUGUGCGCUGCAUCAAACCCAACGAUGACCGAGAGGCUCUUAAGUUCUCCCGAGAGAGAGUACUGGCCCAGCUCCGCUCCACGGGGAUCCUGGAGACGGUCAGCAUCCGCCAGCAGGGCUAUUCCCACCGCAUCCUCUUUGAAGAGUUUGUGAAAAGGUAUUAUUACUUGGCAUUCAGAGCACAUCAAACACCUCUUGCUAGCAAGGAAAGCUGUGUCGCUAUCUUGGAAAAGUCCAGAUUAGAUGACUGGGUGCUGGGAAAAACAAAGGUUUUUCUCAAAUAUUACCAUGUCGAGCAGUUAAAUUUGCUGCUGCGGGAAGUCAUAGGCAGAGUGGUUGUGCUGCAGGCGUAUACCAAGGGAUGGCUUGGAGCCAGGAGAUACAGAAGAGUCAGGGAGAAGAGAGAGAAGGGGGCUGUUGUCAUCCAGUCAGCCUGGAGAGGAUAUGAUGCUCGGAGGAAAUUUAAGAAAAUAAGCAACAGAAGGAGUGAGUCUGCUGUUCAUAUUCGAGCAGACAGUAUCCCUGCUGGAAACAAGGCCUGGGUCUGCCCUCUGGCUAGGCCAUCAAACUCCAAGCCAAGCCAGAGCCGCUUCCUGCAGCAGCUGAUCUGUGGGACCCUUGAAGCUGCAGUUCUGAGGGGUUCUGUAGAUCAUAAAAGCAGUCAACAAGCAGAAUCCAACAGUGGCCAUGCACAGACUUCAAGCAACUCUCCUGCUAUCACUGAGAAAAUUCGGUAUUCACAAGCCCAGAGUUCUCCAAAAGGGUGUGGUGUCUUCACAGGACAUCCAAAUAAGCACUCAGUAUCUGGAACUGACUCACUGUCUUCUGGGACAUGCCAUGCUGCUCCAGAUCACCCAGGACUAAGUCCCUCAAGGGGAGCCCCUGCAAAACCUGAUUCAGAAAAUGGUCUUGCACAGAAGCAGCGAACACCUCACAGAAGAUGUCAGCAGCCCAAAAUGUUGAGUAGCCCUGAGGACACCAUGUACUAUAACCAGUUAAAUGGAACUCUAGAAUAUCAAGGGAGCAAGAGGAAGCCAAGAAAACUUGGCCAAAUCAAAGUGCUUGAUGGGGAAGAUGAAUAUUACAAAUCUCUGUCACCAGUGGACUCGAUCCCUGAGGAAGACAACUCAGCCCACUCUUUCUUUUUUUCCUCAUCCUCAAAAGGAGCAUCUUUUGCUCACCACUGA
Messenger RNA from Equus quagga, 4113 nucleotides. It is a transcript of the gene MYO3B, whose product is annotated as myosin IIIB. Bases 1 to 4113 code for a protein of 1370 amino acids. The record is from RefSeq and is a predicted model, not a curated record. Gene Ontology annotation, biological process: protein phosphorylation. Gene Ontology annotation, molecular function: protein kinase activity; ATP binding; protein binding. The transcript is spliced from 35 exons. Lineage: Eukaryota; Metazoa; Chordata; Mammalia; Perissodactyla; Equidae. Gene Ontology annotation, cellular component: myosin complex.